Molecule: messenger RNA, 751 nt
Organism: Oncorhynchus gorbuscha (pink salmon)
Lineage: Eukaryota; Metazoa; Chordata; Actinopteri; Salmoniformes; Salmonidae
Product: ragulator complex protein LAMTOR4
Exons: 4
Coding region: 176-478 (100 amino acids)
Biological process (GO): positive regulation of TOR signaling; cellular response to amino acid stimulus
Cellular component (GO): Ragulator complex; lysosome
Molecular function (GO): guanyl-nucleotide exchange factor activity
Source: RefSeq, a predicted model, not a curated record
UAGCCCUGAAUAGUUUUGUAAAAAAAGAAAAAGUCGUGGUUUUUGUUUUCUGCCUCACAAAGGACAAAAUCCUUAUAUAUCGGAAAGACGUGACGUCACGUCAGCUGAUGAAGUCACGUGAAGAAAGAGAGGAAACGCAGCAGAUAGGCAUACUCAUAGGGCAAAACAAGUGAACAUGACUACUAGCACUCUGACACAGGGUCUGGAGAGGAUCCCUGAUCAACUGGGUUAUUUGGUGAUCAGUGAGGAUGGCGUAUUGGCGUCUGCAGGAGAGCUGGAGAAUGAUGAGCACACAGCGGGGGUCAUAAUGCAGAUGAUGCGGACAGCGUGCCGCUUCAGACUGCAGGGUGCUGCUGAGCCGCCCUUCAAACGCAUGUCAGUCAUGCUAGAGGACUAUGUGUACACAGUGACCGUGUCUGGUCAGAAGGUGUUUGUUGUGAAACGUCAAAACAACCAUAGGGAACCUGUAGUGGUGUAGAACUGUGUAGUGAAGAUGAGUUGGGAGGAUGAAGGCCACCACUCCAAUCAACGCACUCACACAGGACAGGGACUCAGUAAUCCACUGAACUGUUCCGUUCCUAUUUCUAUAAGGUUUCAGAACAACAGAAGAAAGUACAUAUGAAGUUAUACUGAACAAAAAUAAAUGCAACAUGCAACAAUUUCAGAGAUUUUACUGAGUUAAAGUUCAUAGAAGGAAAUCAAUGGAAAUAAAUAAAUUAGGCCCUAAUCUAUGGAUUUCACAACUGGGCAG